Molecule: messenger RNA, 2227 nt
Organism: Diachasmimorpha longicaudata
Lineage: Eukaryota; Metazoa; Arthropoda; Insecta; Hymenoptera; Braconidae
Product: U8-agatoxin-Ao1a-like
Exons: 3
Coding region: 189-515 (108 amino acids)
Cellular component (GO): extracellular region
Molecular function (GO): ion channel inhibitor activity
Source: RefSeq, a predicted model, not a curated record
ACGAUCAAGCUAGUAGCAGCGUGUUCCUCCACUUCUGAAAAUUUCCACUAGUUUCCUCGAUCUGUAAGGGAGGCUAUUAUCAGUUACGAGUCAGUGUGCCUUCAACAUUUGUCCGGCAUUCAGUGCUCGCGUGUAUUAGUCAAGGAAUCUAUUAGUAUUGUCGCCUAGGGUACUCAAAUUCAGUUAAUAUGAAACUUAAAAUCAGUAUACUCAGCCUUUUUUUCAUCCUGUGUAUCCUAGCAGAAAGGAGCAGCGCUGGACCAUAUUUUGACGAUGAUAUUGAUGCAUUGCCACUCGACGAUGGUGACUACUCGGAAAAUAACGCAGUGGGUCCCCUGCGCGGCUCGCAACAAAAACGCUCGUACAUAUAUCUGUAUAGACGUAGCUGCAUUCGCCGAGAUGGAAACUGCGACCACAGACCCAAUGACUGCUGCUACAGCUCCUCAUGUCGAUGCAACCUCUGGGGCAGCAAUUGCCGAUGUCAACGUAUGGGACUCUUCCAGAAAUGGGGAUAAAUUUUUAUUCUCGGUGCAUAUGCUUUUGAAGUGUCCAGGCUCAUGUGCUUCUGUACUCCUCAAAUAGCUAUUCUUUACUCGCUCUUCCCGUCUAUUUAUCUGUAAAUUCUGAAAUCCUCCAUCUACAUUCCCCCUCAAACAUAUCUUUCAAGAUGAAAUUUGCUCGAGUGUUCUGAGUACCUUAUUCCUUCGAGGUUUUCCUUCCUUCCUCCAUCUCCAUUAACCUCUUCCCAUACUAUCAGAGUAUAUCACCAACUGUUUGUAUUCACAAACAGGGUCUCCGGAAUUCUUCAGUAAACACCACUUAGUCUUUAAAUCUCCCUGGAAAUUGUACCGUAAAAUGUUUAUGAAGCAUUGAUGUUCAAUGGAAUAAACGGAUUAAAAGCGAAUCCUUAUACAACAUGUCUGUGAAACUAGUCUCCCAAAAAUUCUAUAGAGAGAAAAAUAUAAUUUUGCAAAUUGAAUGUUCUUCGGACAAAAUUUUAAAGCGUAUUUUCCAAUGAAAAUUUUAGGCAUUUGUUUGCCCCAAACAAAUAUGAUUGAUGAAGUUAUAUUUCUCUCUCAGUAUAAUGUCGCAGAAUUGUCAUUGCAGAAGGAAGAAGGGCAUACAAAAAUAAAGGGAAAAAUGAUUAAAACGACCAGUAGAGACGAAUUUCAGAGAGCUUGAAUAAAAAGAAUAUAAAUUUCGAUAUAAAUGUUUUUACUCAGAAAAAAACUAAGUGGCAGUCGUUUCUCUCACUCGAGGUUCAUUAUUCCCUUCGGUCAGAUCUCAAGGGUGUUGUGUGCAGAAAUUUUGUGUGAUCGCCUGAAUAAACAGUAUCUGAGUUCUCUCGAUUUUCACGAACGGUAGAGAAACGCUUGAGAAAAUUGAUGAAUAGUAAGGGGUGGGUAAGGGAGACAACGAGGACCGAGAAGGGAUGAAAAUAAAGUGAAGUAAAAAAUGACAACAUAGAGGAUGAUAAAGAGCACUGGUUUCCACACAUCAGCUAAAUUCGCACCUUUCCUUUGUAAUUCCAACUGUCCCUCCCAUUUGUUCUCAUAAUUAUUACUUAUUGUACUUAUUACCUGUUGUACUGAAUAUUCAAUGGAGACUUGGAUUCUGGAAGAUGGAAGUGAAGUGGAAAAUUGAAAAAUGUUUAUCAUGCAAUGAACAAGGUAUUCCGAUUGAAAAUAUCUCCACAGCCACUUCUUCGAUGACCUGGCUGUGUUUCAAUAUCUUAAUUAUUGUUCAAAAUAAACAAGAAGCUAUCAAUGUCAACAAUAUAAUGAGGAAAAUACAAUUAUUAUCAGGAGAUAUAAAAUUCAGUUAUCUCGAGGCAUGUCCGUCAUUUAUGGGUUUAUUGGAUUAAAUGCUUGGAAGAAUAUGGCCUAAUGUGGUUUUAUUUUGCAUUCCAAAUCGAAAAUGAACUGAAAAUAAUACGAACAAUAACGAAGUGCUUUAUCUGUGGUAUAAAGCAUGGUGUAGGCAUAUAUGUGAAUCAGUACGUACAUAAAUGUAUUAAAUUAUUGGAUGAGAAUUAAAUAUGCAAGAAAAUCCUGGAUACUAGAAUAAUUGAAAGGAGAAGAAUGGAAAACUAUCAAUAUACCUCUGCGGCAUCGUACACUAUGAACGCAAUAUAUAAAUAAAUUGAAAAUCUAUAUUGUACUAUGAUAAAUGUUAAACAUUGUAUUCGAGAUGAAUGUACGUAAGAAUAUACAGAUAUACAAACGAA